This is a messenger RNA of Herpailurus yagouaroundi (jaguarundi), 913 nucleotides long. It is a transcript of the gene ZG16B, whose product is annotated as zymogen granule protein 16B. The transcript has 2 exons. The coding region runs from base 326 to 781 and encodes 151 amino acids. Lineage: Eukaryota; Metazoa; Chordata; Mammalia; Carnivora; Felidae. The record is from RefSeq and is a predicted model, not a curated record.
CUCCGAGUCCUUCUCUUCCCUCCAGGAGCCUUGGGACUCACCUUCCAGAAGCCAUGCUGCUGAGGCUGACACUCGCCUUCCUGUGGAGCACCUGCUUGGCAGCACGUAAGUCUGGUGGGUGUGCGCCCUCUGGUCCCAGCGGCCACCCUCGCCUGCGUGCUCCGGGAGGCCCCGGGUCUGGGCCCGGCCCUGACCGCAGACUGACUCUAGUCUCAGGACCCUGCCGUGUCCCUGCACGGCGGCACCCGGUCCGGGGCAGGGAUGAGCCACAUAUUAGCGUCUGGGUUUUUCCUCUCCCUGACCCCGUCCCUUCAUCCAUCUAGAGAUGUACGGGAGGGGAGGAGGCAAAUACUUCAGCACACCCAGAGACCAUGGAUACGAAAUCACCGGAAUCCGGGUGGCCGUAGGUUCCUUGGGCAUACUGAAGAGUAUCCAGGUGCGAUAUGGAUCCUCCUGGACCACCAUGUCUGGUUGUCCGUCAUCCGGAACUCCACAGGAAUUCAUCCUCUAUCGGGGAGAGCGCAUCAUAGGGAUAAGUGGCUCCUACAAAAUGUAUUUCCGGUCCCUGAACCUACACACAGAUACAGGGCGCUAUGCCACAUUCGGGAAGGACAAUGGCAUGAACUUUGUCGUCUACCCUGACCAGUUCGAGAAAGUGCUCACAGGAAUCUGUGGCCAGUGCAAGCUUUUAGGCAUCACGGGCCUCUGCUUUGCGUGGGAUUAUCCUCUAGAGUUCUGGGACACGGUCCAGCAAAACAACAGUACCUCAUCAUAUAAAUGAGUGUUCCUGGGUCUCAGGGAUGGGGCUUGGGUCAACCUGGGUCAAUGUGGCUCAUGCUGGGCUGACGGCACUGAGGUAGCUGAGUCUGGACCCCAAAUUUCAAUCCAUGAAUAAAUAAAGCUUCUGCAAGAA